This is a messenger RNA of Trachymyrmex septentrionalis, 1901 nucleotides long. RefSeq names its product ras-related protein rapA. The record is from RefSeq and is a predicted model, not a curated record. The transcript has 6 exons. NCBI's taxonomy places the organism in Eukaryota, Metazoa, Arthropoda, Insecta, Hymenoptera, Formicidae. Gene Ontology annotation, molecular function: GTPase activity; GTP binding. The coding region runs from base 823 to 1644 and encodes 273 amino acids.
UUUCAGCGUUGCGUCGUGAAAAUUUUGCGUAUUCGGCUCUGCCUUUUAUGUUUGUGAACUCACUGACGUGAUCGGACAUGUUAUUACGUCAUUAUUUUUGAAAAGUGUGACCGGCUUCAAACGCGCAAUUGAAUUUAUGCUACUCUUUUAGACUUUCAUAUUCUGCAUAUUGUUUUUUGUUACUCACCGCAUAAGCGCCAUUUUCGAUUCUGACAGUAUCGAACUCUGUGUUAGAGUCUGAGCCAUUCUCAUGCGAAGAAGAAGAAGAUGCGUAUUCGGCUCGUGCGUGCCAUUGCUCCUCUCGUAGUUGUUGCAUCUCCCGCAAAAGACCUGCCUAAAGAGCGAUCGUCGUAGGUGACAUUUCUUGUGACAUCCUCACGAUUGACACAACAGGAGAUUGCUCUGUCGACGUGUCGCUGGGCAACGCGACUUUUAGGACUUCACGAUCUACGUCGGCACGACAUGGGCAAAGCAACCUGCCAUCGACGGACGGAACUUCUGUGUCGAAGAAAGUACUCCCGUCAGCAACGGGCGGAAUUUCCGUCAUCCAGCAGAGUAUCUUGAUGCUCGAGCGGAGAUUCUAAGCUUCCGCCUGCAGUCAUCGAUACACGCUCACGCAAGAACAGCCUCCCCAGGAUCGCACCAACGAAGGAAACUACAUCAUCGAGGACGUUCCUACGCACAAUAUCGGUCAUCGUGUAAUAACGUUGGAUACUUCGCACACAUUUUAUCAUACUACUGGACGGUAUUGAACAGCUUUUGUAUAGAAAAGAGGAGAUUGCGGAUGCCCGAGAACAACCUUUAAGUUCUGUGAUACAAAUAAUGAAAGGGCGUCAUCAAUUUCGCCGUCGCUUCAGCCUACAACCUUCAGCACACUUGAAAGAAGAACAGGAGGAUGGAACAACAAAGAACAUCAGAAAUGAAAAACUAACAGAAUCGAACAGUGAUAGUGGAAAGUCGUCCGAAAGUUCAGUUCGGCACAAAAUUGUAGUGAUGGGCGCAGCAAAAGUCGGCAAGUCUGCAAUCAUCAAUCAAUUCCUAUACAAUACUUUUACCCCAAAGUAUAAGCGGACUGUCGAGGAGAUGCAUCAUGGAAAUUUUAAUGUUUCUGGAAUCCAUUUAUUACUUGAUAUUCUCGAUACGUCCGGCUGGUACGAAUUCCCUGCGAUGAGAGAGCUUUACAUCAAAUCGGCUGGCGCCUUUAUUUUAGUUUACGAUGUAAAUGAUUCAAACACAUUUCUCGAGGUGAAAACACUCCGUGCCCAGAUACACAGCACAAAAGGAGCAGUUCCGAUUGUAGUCGUUGGGAACAAAAUCGAUCUUGUAGAGACAAAAAAAGAGGUGGAGACCGAAAGAACUAGAGAAUUUGUAACCACGACAUGGAAAAAUGGCUUUGUAGAAGUAUCUGCGAAGGACAAUCUCAACAUCUCUCAAAUAUUUAAGGAACUUCUUAUCCAAGCGAAGUUGAAAUAUGAUUUGAGUCCGGCAUUGCAACGUCGUCGUCGACAAUCUUUGCCGCCUCCGCAACAUACAAACUCGCGCAGCAGCAGUAGUACCCACGUGCCGUCCGUAACUCAGUUACAACAUUUGCAACAAGUUCGUGAGCGUUCCGAUUCCAAAAGGAAUUCCUGUAGCCUAUCGUAAGAUGACAACCCUUUGAUAUUGUCGCGAAAUAUCUUUCUUUGAUACCGAAUUAGUUCAGUCUCGUGCAAUUAUCCAGUCAUUAUACAAUAUGUCAGGCGGUUAAUUGAUUCAAAUUUGUUUGCGGAUUACAAAUGUAAACCUUGUGUGGACCUUGGAUAUCGAUCACAUGAAAUUUGAAUAGCUUGCGCAAACCCGUGAAAAAGGUCGCUACAAUUCGAUAUUUGUCCAUAAUGUAAUUUUUUUACUGUUCCGGAAUC